This is a messenger RNA of Acanthamoeba castellanii str. Neff, 618 nucleotides long. RefSeq names its product ribosomal protein L12, putative. The coding region runs from base 1 to 618 and encodes 205 amino acids. The record is from RefSeq and is a predicted model, not a curated record. NCBI's taxonomy places the organism in Eukaryota, Discosea, Longamoebia, Acanthamoebidae. The transcript is spliced from 4 exons.
AUGGAACCCAUGCGUCGGUCCUUGCGCCGAAGGUGGGGCCUGUCGCCACACAAGGUAGGCGAGCUCAUCGCCAAAGCGACAGCGGACUGGCGGCUGUACAAGAUCGACGUCGAGUUGCACCUGCGGGGGUGCGGGGCUGGUGGGCGUUGGGAGUUGGUCGAGGUGGUGCCCGUGCCAUCCACUUCGCUCCUGGUCCGCCGCGCGUUCCACAGCAACAACACGGGCAAGUGGCACGCGGGCCAACACGGCGCCCCACGACACCCCCUCGAUCCCAGUCGCGCGCCGCGCAGAGGCAACGGCUGUGGAGAGGGAGGAGGCAGCAUACUCUUCGAAGAGUUGCUCGAGAUCGCCAAGCUGGUGCGAAAGCGCGAGUUGGCUCGGCACGAGCUGCGUAUGAGCGGCGGCGAUGAGCCGCAUGAGCGUCGGCGCAAGACCGCCCCGUGCAUCGCGAAGGACAUGCGCGGGACUGUCAAGGAGGUGCUGGGGGUCGUGCACUCCAUGCACGGACUGGUCGAGGGUGAGCCCGCCGCCCUGUGGCUGGCACGCAUGGACAGCGACCAGGCCUUGAUCGAACGAGUCCUGAACCUGCAAAGCGAAGGCCACGACAGCGCCCAAUGA